This is a messenger RNA of Harmonia axyridis, 4816 nucleotides long. RefSeq names its product multidrug resistance-associated protein 1-like. Gene Ontology annotation, molecular function: ABC-type transporter activity; ATP hydrolysis activity; ATP binding. Lineage: Eukaryota; Metazoa; Arthropoda; Insecta; Coleoptera; Coccinellidae. The coding region runs from base 256 to 4638 and encodes 1460 amino acids. The record is from RefSeq and is a predicted model, not a curated record. Gene Ontology annotation, biological process: transmembrane transport. The transcript has 14 exons. Gene Ontology annotation, cellular component: membrane.
UAUGGCAAGAACGCAAGUUGAACGGAGCAAUAUCCUCUAAUCAUUUAGCCUACUAUCAUAUCAACAUACUGUUUAAAUUUUCAAUUUAAUCGGUAGUUUAACUUGAACAAAAAAUAUUCGAAACAAUUGUAAAUAUUGCGAUGGAGUCUGUAUCUCACGAUGAAGAGAUCAGUACUUCUAGUGGCACCAGAUAGUGCGCGUUGCUCGUAGUGGUCAAGCUGAAGAUUGAUUUGAUGGUUUUUGUUUAUCCAAGCAAUGGAUAUAGGUGGAGUACUCACCGAAUUUUGUGGAUCAGAAUUUUGGAAUUCUUCUCUAUCAUGGCACACAAACAACCCUGAUCUCACAAUAUGUUUUGAAAAGACUGCACUGACUCUCAUCCCUUGCUCAGUAUUAUGGAUUUUUUCAGCUAUAGAAAUUUUUCACAUUUCGAAAAGCCGGGAGAAACAUAUACCAUGGAAUUGGAGAAAUGUUUCCAAAUUAAUAGUUCUUUUUACAAUGUGUAUUAUCACAUUGAUGGAACUUGUUUUCGAUAUUUUGUAUCAAAACAAAAUAUAUCUAGUUGAUGUGGUCACUCCAUUGGUGAAACUUAGUAGUUUUAUUUUAGUUUCUGUAUUCAUAAUCUACAAUCGUAAAAAAGGGAUUCGUUCAUCAGGUGUGCAGUUUUUUUUCUGGCUUAUAUUGGCAAUAUGUGGAUUAUUUCAACUUCGUACAGAAAUUAAGAAUUUGCAAAUCAAGCAUCUCCAUUCCUAUCCAUCCUAUUUAUUUUAUACUAUUUAUUAUUCUUUCGUUUUAUUAUUAUUAUUUUUGAGUUCGUUGAAUGACAGACCAGUUCAGAGUUCUGCCAAAAAGAACAAAAAUAUCUGUCCAGAAGAAGAAUGCUCUUUUCUAUCUCGUUUAUUCUUUUCUUGGAUAGAAACUUUGGCUUGGAAAGGUUUCAGAAAACCAUUAACAGAUGAAGAUCUUUAUGAUUUAAGGGACCAAGAUAGUGCAAGGCAUGUAGUAGUGAAUUUUGAUUACCACUGGACUAAAAAGCUACACAGAAGAAAAAAGUCGACAAACCCCAAAGUUUCGGUUUUGCCUAUCUGCUUAGAAGCAUUCUUGUCCACGUUUAUAUUCGGAAUUUUACUAAAAUUUAGCAGCGAUUUAUUAGCGUUUGUGAGUCCUCAAAUCCUAAGCCUCCUAAUAAACUUCGUCAAGGAGAGGGAAGAGCACUGGAAAGGUUAUUUCUAUGCAGUAUUAUUGUUAAGCACUGGCAUCAUAAAAUCCUUACUUUCCGUGCAAUAUAGCCAGAAAGCUAACGUUAUUGGCUUGAGGAUAAGAGUAGCUCUCAAUGCGAUCAUCUACAGGAAAGCCCUUAAACUAUCCAGUAAAGCACGACAAAAUUAUACCAUUGGGGAAAUAGUGAAUCUCAUCAGCAAUGAUACAAAAAAUAUAGCUGAUCUUCCACCAAAUUUAAUAUCCGUAAUAUCGGCCAUUCUACAAGUGAUAUUGUCAUUAUACUUCCUAUGGAAAAUAUUAGGUAUUGCGGUUAUAUCAGGUUUAAUAGUUAUGAUACUUAUGAUUCCAAUCAGCAGUUUCAUCUCGAAUAAAUUGAAGAAUCUUCAAAUUAAGAAGAUGAAGAGCUCAGAUCAGAGAAUAAAGCAAACAAACGAAGUCUUGAGCAAUUUUAAAGUUCUGAAGCUCUAUGCUUGGGAGUCAAUUUUUCACAGCAAUAUCUUGAGGGUUAGAGAAAUCGAGUGUCAGCAUUUGAAGAAUACCGUGUUUUAUAAUGUUGGAUAUUCUUUUGUUUGGUUAUGUGCUCCAUUCUUGGUUUCUCUCGUCUGCUUUGCAACGUAUGUUUUGAUUGAUGACAAAAAUAUUUUGGAUGCCAGAGUGGCUUUCGUUUCUCUAUCGCUUUUCAAUAUUUUACGGGUUCCUAUGAAUCAAUUGCCUGCUACCUUUAGUGAUAUUGUACAGGCGUCAGUUUCCUUAAUGAGGGUGAAUAAAAUGCUCAGCAACGAUGAAUUGGAUCCGGAUGAUGUCACACAUUAUGAUGACUCCUUUCCACUGACAAUAAAAAAUGGAACGUUCGGAUGGGGCGAGGAACCAACUCUGAAGAACAUCAAUAUAUCUUUACCAAAGUCUUCUUUGACAGCUAUUGUAGGCAGUGUUGGAUCAGGAAAAAGUACCUUCUUGUCAGCAUUUUUGGGAGAAACACAUAAGUUUUCAGGACAAGUCAACACUGUGGGAAAUAUAGCAUAUGUUCCUCAACAAGCUUGGAUACAAAAUGCUACUUUGAGAGAGAACAUACUGUUUGGAAAACCUUACGAUCGCAUGAAGUAUCAAAGAGUGGUUGGUGCUUGUGCUCUCAAAAGUGAUUUCCAAGCUCUACCCGGUGGAGAUAAUACAGAAAUAGGAGAAAAGGGAGUCAAUCUUUCUGGUGGACAACGGCAAAGAAUAAGUCUAGCGAGAGCUGUGUAUGCAGAUGCCGAUAUUUAUUUCUUGGACGAUCCUUUGAGUGCAGUCGACACUAGAGUUGGAAGACACAUUUUUGAAAGGGUUAUCGGUCCAAAUGGUAUUCUCAAAUCGAAAACUAGAGUCUUCGUAACACACAGUAUCACAUAUUUGCCCCAAACUAAUGAAGUGAUAGUAUUGAAGAACGGUGAGGUGUCAGAACGUGGUACGUACCAGCAGCUUCUGGAUAAAGAAGGCGAUUUCUCAGAUUUCCUAAAGACUCACAAGAAUGAAGAUAGUAAUGAUAAGUCUAAACAGCACUUGCGCACCCAGAAAGCAGAUUCAGCAGUGGAGUCUAUCCAAAUGUCAUCAUCAGUGAUGAGUUACGACAAACUUCUUUUGUCAUCGCAAGAUAAUCUUCUGGAUGACAGUCGACUGACUGAUAUAGAAAAACUAGAAACUGGAAGCGUUGGAUGGGAUGUUUAUAAGUAUUAUUUGGAAACAAUUGGUUGGAAAAUAAUAACUGCAGCCAUUGUUUCCAAUUUCUUUAUGCACCUGCUCAAUAUUGGUGGUAAAGUGUGGUUGAGUGUUUGGUCAACUGAUCCAAAUAUGGUUAAUAAUGGAACUAAUGACUACAACAAGACACUUUUCUACUUGGGAGUUUACAGUACUUUUGGAUUUGGAAAAUCAUUGCUUGGAAUUUUUGCUGUAUUAGCACCACAAAUUGGAGGAGUAUUCGCCGCCAUCAAAUUACAUCAAGGCCUUCUUCACCGAAUUAUACACGCACCUAUGUCAUUCUUUGACACAACUCCAACUGGAAGACUUAUAUCCAGAUUUGCUAAAGACAUUGGGACAGUGGAUUACAAAUUAUCGGUGUAUCUCUAUGAAGGAAUAAACAGCUUUUUCAUUGUCAUAGGAACGUUAAUUGUAACAAGUUACACUGCUCCUGUUUUCAUAGCAGUCAUCAUACCGUUGGGUUUGGUUUAUUAUUUGAUUCAAAAGUUUUACAUAGAGACCUCGAGACAACUCAAACGUUUAGAAGCCAUUUCCAGAUCACCUAUUUAUUCCUUAUUCAAUGAGAGUGUUGCUGGUGCACCUGUGAUACGAGCCUUCAAAGCAGGUCAGGCUUUCACGAAUGACUUCGAGAGAAAAUCGGACUUCAACAAUUCCUGCUAUUACCUCAGCAUGAUAUCGAACAGAUGGAUGUCUCUAAGAUUAGAGAUAUUGGGAAAUCUUAUAGUAUUCUUCUCAGUCAUGUUUUCCGUUACAGUGAAACAUUUAAAUGCUGGACUUCUCGGAUUAUCUAUAACAUACGCUUUAGAGAUCACUGAAACUUUGAAUUAUUUGGUACGAAUAGCUUCAGAGGUCGAGACUAAUAUCGUAUCAGUAGAGAGAAUAAGGGAAUAUGCACAGGCAUCUCAAGAAGCCCCUUGGGAUAACCCAGACGUUCAAAUUACUCCUUCUUGGCCAGAUAAAGGUAUUGUCGAAUUCAAGAGGUUUGGAGUUAGAUAUAGGCCUGGAUUGGAAUUAGUAUUGAGGAAUGUGAAUUUCAAAACCAAUCAAAAUGAGAAAAUUGGAAUUGUAGGGAGAACAGGAGCUGGCAAAUCUAGUUUGACAUUGUCCCUAUUCAGGAUCUUAGAGGCAGCUGAAGGGGAAAUUUUGAUUGAUGGAGUCAACUUGGCUACUUUAGGACUACAAACCUUGAGAUCACGAAUAACUAUCAUUCCACAAGAUGCAGUACUUUUCUCUGGAACUUUGAGAAUGAAUCUAGACCCAUACAAUAAAUAUACAGAUAAUGAAAUAUGGCAAACACUUCAACAUGCUCAUUUGAAGUCGUACAUACAAACAUUUCCCGAAGGACUGGAACAUUUAGUUUCUGAGGGAGGAGAAAAUUUUUCAAUGGGUCAAAAACAACUGAUUUGCCUUGCGAGGGCUUUACUCAGAAAAACGAAAGUGUUAAUUUUAGAUGAAGCAACUGCAGCUGUCGACUUGGAAACAGAUAAUCUCAUACAAAUUACUAUAAGAAAUGAAUUCAGUGAAUGUACUGUUUUAACUAUAGCUCAUAGGUUAAACACUAUAUUAGAUUAUGACAGAGUCAUAGUAUUGAACAAGGGCACGAUAGAAGAAUUUGAUUCUCCUACAAGCUUAUUAAAAAAUAAGGGUUUAUUUUAUGAUAUGUGCAAAGAUGAUGGAAUUACUCAGUGAUCUGAGAUCGUCACCUGUAUUAAAAAGCCAAUUGUGAUAUCGAUUUUAAUUCUAAGUUUUACGAAACUUACCUAUUGAUUAGAGAUACCUACCUAUACUGAUGUUUUUUUUUUUUUUUUAAGCGUGCAAUAUCUUUUUAGGUAAAUAUUUUAUUAAAUAAAUUUUAUUUUUGUUUAUA